CAGAGGUGGCAGUGAGCCGAGAUUGCCUUGGUGGAGGUGGGCCGUGUGGGCCUGGCUCAGGAGAGAGCUCACGAAGAGUUGGAUGCUGAAGCCUUGAGAUUGGAUUCUAGGCCACAGGGGCACCUACCUGUAGUGGGCAGGCAGAAUGGUGGCCGGACAAGCCACAGGCCAGCAGCUCCCUGUACUGGUGGAUUUAUUGGGAGAGGAAAGGGACCCAUGAGUGAAGAGUGGAGCCCAUGGGAAGAACAAGGUGGCUGCAUAGCCAACACAUCCAGAGCGGCCGCCUGGGAGCCCCUGCCCCAUCUGCCCCAGCAGCCUUUCCAGAUGGCCUCACGAGUGCUGCCUCACCCUCUUCAGGUCGGCCGUCCCUUCUUCGGGAAGCCCUCCCGGACCCUCACAUCCCUGCUGGCCUCUGACCCCUUCCUGCCCCUCGGUUCCUGGCCCCUGGGGCCCCCGCUGUCCUUCCUGUUUCCCUCGCUGGUUUUGUUUUCUCCCUGGAACAGGAGCUUCACGAGGGCAGGGGCUGCUUUCCCUGCUUCAGGCUCCACACCCGGGACGCUGGCUGGCACAGGGCAGGUGCUUGAGGUGAGGGAGAACACAGACCCUGCCAGUGAGAGAGGAAAUGCCAGCUCUUCUCAGAAAGAAAAGGUCCUCCCUGAGGCGGGGGCUGGAGAGGAUGGCCCUGGGAGAAACAUGAACACUGCGCUCGAGGAGCUUCAGUUGCCUCCAAAUGCCACAGGACCCGUAAAACAGGUCUUGCCACAGAGGCCGCAAGCAACAGAGGCUGUUGGCUGGCUGGCCGGCCCUGCAGGCCUGAGAAGGCCCCGCAACAAGCAGCCGUCUGAUCACAGCUACGCCCUUUUGGACUUAGAUUCCCUGAAGAAAAAACUCUUCCUCACUCUGAAGGAAAAUGAAAAGCUUCGGAAGCGCUUGCAGGCCCAGAGGCUGGUGAUGCAAAGGAUGUCCACCCACCUCCGAGCCUGCAAAGGGCACUGGGGACUCCAGGCCAGACUUCGGCCAGAGCAGCAGAGCUGAGCCCCAUGGGCUCUGGACACACAGGUGGCAGAGGCACCAGGGCUGGCAGGGCUUUGCACCUCUGGCUGUGGACAUUUCUGUGUGCUAUGGAUACUGAGAAAGUUGGCCAUAAGGCCUGCUGGGUGGGGGACUGGGACAGUGGUUAAGCUCCCCGGCAAGAGCUUCUGGGGGACGUUUAGAGGCAUGGCACCAGGAGUGCACAUCCAUGGCAUGACAAGCUUAUCCUCCCACGGCAACAGAAGCCCAGGCUGAAGCUGGUUCUGGACACUGUCCUUUCCGAGCGAGUACAGUUGGAAGCCCCAGUGUGGGAGAUGCUCCUGAGGAAGCCACGUGGGGGAGCACUGGCCGGCUCUGUGGCAAGUGAGUGGGUCCCUGCCUCCAUCAGCCUGGACAGCUGCUCAGGGUUUUGAGUGACUCCUGUCCCAGGCUGGUGUGAGUGGGCAGUGUAAUAAAGUGUCUUUCUAUAUGA
Messenger RNA from Saimiri boliviensis boliviensis (Bolivian squirrel monkey), 1504 nucleotides. It is a transcript of the gene THAP3, whose product is annotated as THAP domain containing 3. The record is from RefSeq and is a predicted model, not a curated record. Lineage: Eukaryota; Metazoa; Chordata; Mammalia; Primates; Cebidae.